AAGCUUUAGGGGAUUGAUGUUAGGCUUGUUUAGCCAUGGCGGAGGAGGCUAGCGCUGCGGCGGCGAGCUCCCGGCUGUGGCGGCGAUGGCCUCCUCGCCUUCCCGCGAUUCUCUUCCUCGAGGGCCGUGCUCAGGGAUGCUUCACCGCGCUCCGGAUUUGCUGAUCGAUUGAUGCUUCCUGGAUUUUUAGCUCUUUCUUGGAUUUGUAGGAGAAUGCAGUGGCCGCAUUUGCGCUAGCUCCCAGCUCCUCUCGGAAAUCGCGCUGUGCGGGAAUCUUGAAAGGUGAGGGAUUUGUCAUGGAACGCCGGAGCUGGCUAUGGAAGAAGAAGUCGUCGGACAAGGUCGCGGCGGCGCCCGACGCAAGCGAUCCAUCGAACGACGAAAAUCAUUGUUCAAAGCUUGUGCAGCCCGAGCCCGUGGCGAUUUCCAUUCCCGAGGGAUUGCAGCUCGAUGAGGUGGUAAAAUUGCUGAGCGAGAGGCUGGCAGCUGCCCAGUGCGAAGUCUCGGAGAAAGAUGCCGUUGCAAAGCAACACAUGAAAGUGGCCGAGGAAGCUGUCACCGGAUGGGAGAAAUCAGAGUUGGAGGCCGCGACACUGAAGAAGCAGCUCGAAGAUGCCCUGCAAAAGAAGGUGGCAUUGGAGGACAGAGUCGCCCAUCUGGACAAUGCUCUCAAGGAGUGCGUCCGGCAACUCCGCCUCGUCCGGGAAGAGCAGGAAGAGAGGUUGCACGAGACAAUUGCCAGGAAAACGAGGGAAUGGGAGAGCUUGCGUUCGGGGCUUGAGGGCGAAUUGUUGGAGUUGAGGAGCCAAUUGUCACAAUCGGGAUCUCAUGCCAACGCCGUCUCGAAAUCCCUCCAAGAGCGGACAAUGACGAUCUUGGAGCUGAACGAUUGCAAAGUCGCGGCGGAGAUGGAUGCCCGUAGCACCCGUGCCAGGCUCGAGAGCGUCGAGAAGGAGUACACGGCUCUAAAGUAUGACCUCCAAGUACUCCAGAGGGAGCUGGAAAUUCGCAACGAGGAGAGAGAAUACAGCCAGAAGAUGAUGGAGGCUUCCAACCGGCAACAGAUCGAAAACGUGAAGAAGACGAGUAGGCUGGAAGCCGAAUGUCAAAGGCUGCGUAUGCUGCUGAAAAAGAAACUUCCUGGUCCGGGGGCCCUGGCACAAAUGCGUGUAGAGGCGGAUCCUGGCGAAAGCCGGAGAAAAGGCAUCGCAAAGCCCGGAAAGUAUUGCUCGGAGCCAGCGGACGAAAGCAGCUUGGACGAUAAAGAGAACGACAUGUCCUUGGACAGGUUGCGGGCCAUGGAAGAAGAGACGUCGUUGCUGAAAGAAAUUCUCGCCAAGAAGAACGAGGAGCUCCAGGAUUCGAGGCUACAGUGUGCUAAGACGGCCAGCAAGCUCUCGCAGUUGGAGGACCAAGUUCGUGUUCUCAAGCGGGCAAAGCCAGACGAGGAGGCAGCGGGGGGCACAGAUAAGUUAUUGGAGUCGACCAACUUUGACCUUAUGGAAGACUUUAUUGAGAUGGAGCGGCUGGCAGCCAACGACAAAGAAAACGUGAAACGGGACUCUGGCAGACUCGAAGCAGCACUCCGAGCGAAGGAAAAAGAGGUUCGUCAGGCAAACGAUGUCUGUGCGGAGUUACGGAACAAGCUGGCCGCGGUGGAGAAGAAGCUCAAGGGUUGCCACUGUCGAAGUGCAACGGAUGGCUCGCUUGGGAAAAUCCAGGAGACGGUGGACCUUAUGUUCGGGCUCAAGAGCUGCAAAGACAAGCUCUCGGACACCAUCGACGCGGAGUCCAAGGCCAGGCUAAGGUCCUCCGUUGGCAGAAUAAUUCAUCUGGUGGAAUCGAUGGCGCAAGAAACUUCAAUGCUUUCCUCGCCAGAACUGUCAUCGCAUGGCAGUGAUGGCGGCGUGAAACGGCUAGUCGCUGUCAGCAAGAACUUACUGCAAGGCGAGGUUCCGGUCUUGGACUUUAUUGCCGAGCUUUCGUGCGCACUCGACUUCGUCGUGGGAAUGAGCUUCAAUGCUGGGGGAAGGCUGGAGUCUCCAAGCUUGUCCGAGCAGAGCCGAAGGUCGGCGACCGACUACGUGCAGGAAAUCCAUCACCUGCGGUCCGAGCUCGCGGAGCUAGAGAUCAGUCUCAAGUCUUCGACAGACACGGUCAAGAGCCUGAAGAUUCAUCUUGCUACUGUAGAUGAAGAGCGAUGCCUUCUGCAAAAGCAGCUGGCGGCCACGCAGGACGAAAGAAAAAUACUUCAGAGCGAGGUUGGCGCCGUGACGGCUCUGAAAAACAAGCUGGAGUCGAGGGUGAACAUGGCAGAUACCGAGAUACGUCAGGUCCGCCAGGAGAGCGCUCGCUUGGCAGCGGAGCUGAAAGAGGAGCAGCGGAGGCACCAGGAGGUCGCUCUCAAGCUGCAAAUGCUCCAGCAAAUCCCAAGACACGAUGAAAGCAUCACAAUACAAAAGGAACAAGAGCUGAUCGCUGCCGGAGAGAAGCUAGCGGAAUGCCAGAGGACAAUUCACGCGCUGGGGAAGCAGCUGGAAUCGCUGGGCCUGCCACCGAGCUCCUCGCACACGACUCCGGCCAGGCACUUCUCCCGGGUGUCGGAGCUCCCGAGCGCCACCAUGGAGAGCUCGGACUACAUCCACAAGCAGGAGACGUACUGGAGCUCCGAGGGAACGCCUGGAUUCGCCGCGCGCCACCAGCCGGGGAUGAUCUCUUACUCGGCACCCCAGGCACCGGAGGAGAUCCCUCUAGAGGUGAGGACUCCCGCGAGAUACUACCGCAAGUGCAAGGCCGCCGCCGCCGCCGCCGCCACCAAGAGCUAUGGCAACCACGGGGAGCUGUCCAAAUCGGCGGAUAUGUGCUCGCAUUCUUCCGAGAAGCACGGCGGCGGCGUCCUGGGAUUGGGAAAAUUCUUCUCUCGCGCGAAAGCAAACCACUGAGAAGCUCGAUAGAUCAUCGAUCAAGCCAGUGCUUUCCAUGUAAUUUAUUCUUGCUUUUGUAACGACUCUCUCGCGCCGAAAUUUUAAAUCCUUAAAGUUUUUA
Messenger RNA from Selaginella moellendorffii, 3045 nucleotides. Its product is annotated as filament-like plant protein 4. The transcript has 6 exons. The coding region runs from base 297 to 2942 and encodes 881 amino acids. The record is from RefSeq and is a predicted model, not a curated record. NCBI's taxonomy places the organism in Eukaryota, Viridiplantae, Streptophyta, Lycopodiopsida, Selaginellales, Selaginellaceae.